UUCCAAGGUUGAGUUAAUGGGAGCGGGCUUUGAGAAGUUAGAUCCACGUUUGGUUGUUUAAGUGGACGCGAAUAUUGUACUUUCUGUUAGAAAUGCUGGGUUACAAUAACUCUUCAGAUUUUCAGAAGAUUGGCUUAGGCCUCCUUGCUUUUGGAGUGGCUUUCCUUUGUCUCGGUGUACUCUUCUUCUUUGAUGCUGCUCUCUUAGCUCUAGGUAAUGUUCUUUUCUUGGGCGGGAUAGGAUGUCUUAUUGGAUUACAGAAAGCUUGCUCUUUUUUCUUCCGCCGCACGAGUGUAAAAGGAGCGGUUUUCUUUUUUGGUGGAAUAACUGUUGUCAUGUUUGGCUUUCCGUUCAUAGGAAUGUUAUUGGAAAUCUAUGGCAUGACGAAUUUAUUCAGUAAAUUUAUCCCAGUAGCAAUCAAAUUCCUGUAUGGUGUUCCUGUAAUCGGUUGGAUUUUAUGGCUUCCCGGGAUUAAUGGAUUUGUACGAAGACUUAGUCAGUCAAAUUCCAUGGUAUAAUUUAUAACUUGAUGAAUUCCUUUAUUUUGAAACGGUUUACUACUUGUUUUAAUGGAACAAGAGAAAAAGAAAAAAAGAAUAUGUCCAAAAAAAAAACAGGUUUUGAUCGUCCUUGUACAUGUUAUGAUUUUCCAACUAAUGUGUAAACACUCUCCACUGUUUUAUAUAUAUACAUAUAUAUAUCUACAUACAAAAUGUGCCUUUAAGUAAUUUAUCCCUAUCUGGCAUUCCAGAUUGUUCAUUUAUGUUCAUACUUGUAUAAUCUUAACUCUCGUGUGUGUGUGCAAUAAUUGAAAUUUUUUCUCUUCA
Schistosoma turkestanicum is the source of this 827-nucleotide messenger RNA. NCBI's taxonomy places the organism in Eukaryota, Metazoa, Platyhelminthes, Trematoda, Strigeidida, Schistosomatidae. The record is from the annotation of a GenBank genome assembly.